AUACCGUUUGAAUAACAUGAUCAUGGAAACUAAUGGGACAAACGUAACUAUGAACAUCACGAUGAAAAUAUUUUCUGGGAUGGUUCAAGGAAUAUCUCAACUUGUUGACCCCAGUCGUAUGAUUGGAUACAGUCGGGCGGGUAUGGUUUGUACACCUAACACGGAGUUCACUAAUGACUCAUUUGAAGUCACUCUUCCUGUCGACGCUGACUUUGGAGAAAUAUUUACGAUGUGUGUGCAACUAACCGUUGGGGACUGUAUGGAAAUGGCAUCGAGAAAUUUUAUAAUUCCCGGUCAAAACAUCACUUUACAGAAUGGAGGAAUAGUGUUGGAUACUAGCUUCACUGCCAUCGUGAACCUACCAUUAACUGAGUAUCGACCAGACCAGCUACAAAUUAUCAUCUCUUUAACCCCAAUGACACUGCACCAGUGGUAG
Halichondria panicea is the source of this 436-nucleotide messenger RNA. RefSeq lists its product as uncharacterized. Bases 17 to 436 code for a protein of 139 amino acids. NCBI's taxonomy places the organism in Eukaryota, Metazoa, Porifera, Demospongiae, Suberitida, Halichondriidae. The transcript is spliced from 4 exons. The record is from RefSeq and is a predicted model, not a curated record.